Messenger RNA from Rhododendron vialii, 2333 nucleotides. RefSeq names its product ceramide kinase. The coding region runs from base 229 to 2073 and encodes 614 amino acids. The record is from RefSeq and is a predicted model, not a curated record. The transcript is spliced from 13 exons. Gene Ontology annotation, molecular function: kinase activity. Lineage: Eukaryota; Viridiplantae; Streptophyta; Magnoliopsida; Ericales; Ericaceae.
GAGCCAACCUCCAGGCUCUCCUCUGAUAAAAAAAAAAACCUCCAGGCUCUCCUCCCAUACGUAGACUUUUAUAUACACAGGUGUUAAACCAUUGUUUAGUUGCUGGUAAUUAGGCCCCCUCGAUUUGACGGUGGUUAGAUCCUCCAUAAAUCAAAUUUCUCGACGUAAUUCUUUCGUAAAAAUCAGAUUGGGGGAGACAUUUGUUUCUCCAUUUUUGUUCAAGGGCCAAUGGAGAGAAACGGAGAUUUCUCCGGAGUUGAUAAUAAAUCUCUCCCAGAUGUACAAAUUAAUGGGGAAAACCCAGUUUUGACUUCGAAUCUCUUCUUGGACCAUGUCGGAGAAGUUGUUCUCACCAUCAAUUCAGAUGGGUUGUCUUGGAAUUUGGUUGAAUCCAUUUGUAAAGAGCAGGAUGAAUCACCUUGUCUGGGCAUAAAACUUGCCUCGAAGAGUGAAACUGCGAUAAAGUUUUCUGAUGUAUAUGCUGUUGAGUUCAUAGACUGGGGUUUGGUUCACGAAUCAAUUCUUGGAAAUGCUAGAGGAUGUCUUUUGGGUCAUGCGUCUGAGAUGUACCGCUUUACAGUGCACGGGGUCCAUAGGUCAAAGAAUCAGCCUUCUCUUUGGGCCCCAUGUGUGUACACGUUUGGCCACAAGGAUAUGGAUACAUGCCAGCUUUGUUUUAAUCGGAUCACCGCUUCUGUCAACAUGGUGACUGGACGACCGAAGAGUCUUCUGGUUUUUGUUCAUCCAAAGAGUGGGAAAGGAAAUGGAUGUAGAACUUGGGAAGCAGUGGCUCCUAUAUUUUCCCGUGCUAAAAUAAAGACAAAGGUGAUGGUGACACAAAGGGCAGGACAGGCAUUUGAUGUGAUGUCAUCGAUUACGAAUGGGGAUCUAAACGUAUACGAUGGUGUCAUAGCUGUUGGUGGUGAUGGUCUUUUCAAUGAGAUCCUUAACGGACUUCUCUCUUCAAAGCUUAAAGCUUCUUACCCACCUACUCCAACAGAUUUCUUGCAUUCCGGUGAGAAAGAUGGUUGUAUCAUGCUUCAUGAAUCAAAUAAAACUGUUGCCGAGGCUUCUGAUCAUAAUGAAGAUACUUCUCCUCUUCUCCCAGGUGCAAAUCUCGAUGAUUCAAGAUCACCAAAAUUCAGAACAGAAGAAGGUUGUUGCAAUACAGACCAAGGUCCUUCGUUUUCUCUCCCGAAUGAAUGGUUUAGAUUUGGUGUUAUUCCAGCCGGUUCGACUGAUGCCGUUGUAAUCUGUACCACUGGAACUCGAGAUCCUGUAACAUCAGCAUUACAUAUUGUCCUUGGCAAAAGGGUGUGCCUUGAUAUAGCUCAAGUUGUAAGAUGGAAAACAACAUCAACAUCGAAGGAAGAACCUUGUAUACGCUAUGCAGCUACUUUUUCUGGGUACGGAUUUUAUGGAGAUGUCAUUAGGGAGAGUGAGAAGUAUCGCUGGAUGGGUCCAAAGAGAUACGAUUAUGCAGGAACCAUGGUGUUUUUGAGACAUAGAUCAUAUGAAGCGGAAAUUGCCUACCUUGAAGUUAAAUCAGAAGAAAGUAGUUCAGCUUCAGAGGAAGUUCUUCGCGGUAGUAGAAAAAGAGCUUUAUGGGGCCUACCUAAAAAACCUGAAAGAAAACCUUGCUGUGUCAAUUGUAAUGUCUGCACAUCAACAAGUCAUCCCAUGCCGGCACAUAACGCAGAAGGAUCAAGAUGGUUGAAAUCAAAAGGCCGUUUUCUUAGCAUUGGUGCUGCUGUAAUCUCAUGCCGAAAUGAAAGGGCGCCUGAUGGUUUGGUGGCUGAUGCACACCUUUCAGAUGGUUUCCUUCAUCUUAUAUUGGUUAAGGACUGCCCUCAUGCCUUAUACUUAUGGCACCUAACGCAGCUGGCAAAGAAGGGUGGGAACCCCCUGAAUUUUGCGUUUGUAGAGCACCAUAAAACUACGGCUUUCACAUUCACGUCCUCCGGCGAAGAGAGUGUCUGGAAUGUAGAUGGCGAGCUCUUCCAAGCACACAAACUCUCGGCACAAGUAUUCCGAGGCCUUGUUAGCUUAUUUGCAACUGGCCCAGAGGUGUAAUGUUAAACUCACAAAACUGAUGUCUAGCAUCCCUUACUUCUGUUCUAAUUUAUUGUUGUCUUGUAUAAUUAGUAAGUCCGAUCGAUAUAAAUUGGUGGAACCACACAUCAAAUGGUGGUUUAUAUUAGAUAAGCUUCUUCUGAACCCCGUUUCAUACGCGCCAUAUUUUUCUUUUCUUUUCUUACGCCUACAGUUGUUUCUUGUAAUCAACCUUAGAUAUCAAUGUGACUAUUAGAGCAUGUGCUUCAUUUUUGUGUUGA